UCUCUCUCUCUCGCUCGCUCUCAUGACUUUUCGAUUUAAGUCAGCGUCUCGUGCUUUCAUAUUUGUCCAAUUUUCAUUUAUAUAUUAAAGUUGUUACGAGUUCGACUUUUAUUUCAUUUUCGUUCGAAACCCAUCUCUUGUCUGUUCAUUCCCUUAUCUUUGUCUGUCUCUGUCUCUCUCGCUCUCGCACGGGGAUAGACAAAAGGACUUCCCGUUGAAUCCAAGCUCUAGAAGAGAGAGUAGGCAACAAGCUCGACUGCUUGCAGUUGACGGAGAAGUCAUCACACUCUCUGUUGCUCAAGGAGAUUAAAAAAGCCGUCACUUUUUUUUUUUUUGCUUUGUCUCUUCUCUGUAGCUCUGUAGCUCUGUAGCGCUUCUGUGAUCAGAACUUGUUGCGUGAGUGAGUGUUUAGGAGUAUGGAUGGAAGCGAGUCAGAUGACAGCUCUCAGAUCGAGCGAGGCGUAGACCAUAUCUACGAAGCAUUCAUCUGCCCCUUGACAAAAGAAGUCAUGCACGACCCCGUCACGCUAGAGAACGGACGAACAUUCGAGCGCGAAGCCAUCGAGAAAUGGUUCAAGAAAUGCCACGACGGUGGUAAACCUCCGUCUUGCCCUUUAACUUCUCAGACGCUGAGCAGCGCCGACGCGAGCCCCAGCAUAGCUCUGCGCAACACCAUAGAAGAGUGGAGAUCGAGGAACGACGCCGCGAAGCUCGACGUCGCUCGCCAGGCCCUGUUUCUAGGGAACGACGAGAGCGAUGUUCUGCAGGCUCUGGCGAACGUGAGGCAGAUCUGCAGGAGCAUACGUUCGAGCAUGGGAGGCGUGCGGAACUCUCAGCUUAUACGUAUGAUCAUCGACGUGUUGAAAAGCAACAGCCAUAUAGUGAGGUAUAAGGCUUUGCAGACGCUUCGAGUCGUCGUCGAAGGAGACGAGGAGAGCAGGGCGAUGCUAGCCGAAGGGGACACCGUGCGUACGCUGGUUAAGUUCUUGUCGCACGAGCCGUCGAAAGGGAAGGAGGCAGCUGUUUCGUUGCUGUUUGAGCUCUCCAAGUCUGAAGCUCUGUGCGAGAAGAUUGGUUCGGUUAAUGGAGCGCUUAUCUUGCUGGUUGGUCUUACGAGCAGCAACUCGGUGAACGUGUCUAUUGUUGAGAAAGCUGAUAGAACGUUGGAGAACAUGGAGAGGUCUGAGGAAGUUGUUAGGCAGAUGGCUUCUUAUGGUCGGCUCCAGCCUCUUCUAGGCAAAAUCCUCGAAGGUUCACCUGAAACCAAACUCUCCAUGACAACCUUUCUUGGGGAGCUCUCUUUAAACAACGACACGAAGGUUGUCGUAGCUCAGACAGUUGGUUCUUCGCUAGUCGAUCUUAUGAGAAGCGGCGACAUGCCUCAGCGAGAAGCUUCCCUGAGAGCUCUCAACAACAUCUCGUCCUUCGAAGGGAGUGCAAAAGUUUUGAUCAGCAUAGGGAUAUUCCCUCCGCUCAUCAAAGACCUCUUCUACGUGGGACCGAACAACCUCCCCAUCCGGUUGAAAGAAGUCUCGGCCACUAUCCUCGCCAACAUAGUCAACACCGGAUACGACUUCGACAAAGCCACCACUCUUUUCUCAGACAACAGAGUCGAGAAUCUCCUCUACCUGAUCAGCAACACUGGCCCAGCCAUCCAGUGCAAGCUCCUGGAGGUUCUCGUCGGACUAACCACCUGUCAGAAAACAGUCGAACACGUCGUCUCCGCGGUUAAAACCUCGGGCGCGAUCAUCAGUUUGGUUCAGUUCCUCGAGGUCAGAGAGAACGACGAUCUUCGUCUCGCUUCCAUAAAGCUUCUCCACAACCUCUCUCCAUUCAUGAGCGAGGAGCUGGCCGGCGCGCUGCGCGGCACUGCCGGCCAGCUCGAUAGCCUCGUGGCCAUCAUCGCGGAGAAGACGCCGAUCUCCGAAGAGCAGGCCGCGGCGGCGGGGCUGUUAGCCGAGCUUCCGGAGAGGGACUCGGCGCUGACUCGGGACAUGUUGAGCGUCGGUGCGUUCGAGAAAAUCGUCUCCAAAGUGGUCGGGAUACGACAAGGGGAGAUCAGAGGGAUGAGGUUCGAGAGGAACUUUCUUGAAGGGCUCGUGCGUAUACUCUCCAGGAUUACGUUCGCCUUCGGGGACGAGGCUCGAGCCGUUACGUUUUUUUGCCGUGAGUACGACGUCGCUUCUCUGUUCAUUCAGCUGCUUCAGUCCAACGGUCAAGACAGUGUCCAGAUGGUUUCGGCAACGGCUUUAGAGAAUCUUUCGCUAGAGUCUAUUAACUUAUCGCACAUGCCUGACCUGCCUCCUCCGAGCUGUGGCUCCAUUUUUUCGUGUAUGAGCAGACCGCCCGUUGUGACGGGUCUUUGCAAGAUCCACCACGGAGUAUGCUCGUUAAAAGAAACGUUCUGCCUCGUGGAAGGAGAAGCCGUGGAGAAGCUAGUGGCGUUACUAGACCAUGAGAACGAUAAAGUGGUUGAGGCCUCGCUCGCGGCUCUUUCGAGCUUGUUGGAAGACGGGUUGGAUGUGGAGAAAGGGGUGAAUAUACUCGACGAAGCCGACGGGAUAAGGCAUGUGCUGAACGUUCUGACGGAGAACAGAACGGAGAAGCUGACGAGGAGAGCGGUUUGGUUGGUGGAAAGGAUCUUGAGGAUGGAAGACAUUGCGAGAGAGGUCGCGGAACAGCCGAACGUGAGCGCUUCGCUUGUGGACGCUUUUCAGAACGGCGAUUUUAGGACGAGGCAAAUCGCUGAGAACGCGUUGAAACAUAUAGACAAGAUCCCGAACUUCUCGGGUAUAUUCCCGAACAUGGCUUAGGUUGGUGGGGAGAGAUGUCUUUUUUACUCUGUCCAGUGAGUUUUUAGUGAUUUAAAAAAAAAACUUUUUUGAGGGUAUAUGUUGUAAAUUUCGAUUCUUGUUUGCGUGUGAUGUAAGCUAUUUGAUUUGCUUGUUUAUAUCGUACGCUGGAAAUUGGAAUCAUUUGAUCGGUCUUA
Raphanus sativus (radish) is the source of this 2989-nucleotide messenger RNA. RefSeq names its product U-box domain-containing protein 44. The transcript has 3 exons. The coding region runs from base 417 to 2813 and encodes 798 amino acids. The record is from RefSeq and is a predicted model, not a curated record. Gene Ontology annotation, molecular function: protein binding; ubiquitin-protein transferase activity. NCBI's taxonomy places the organism in Eukaryota, Viridiplantae, Streptophyta, Magnoliopsida, Brassicales, Brassicaceae. Gene Ontology annotation, biological process: protein ubiquitination.